AUGGUAGACUAUAUCCCAGGAAUUUCUACAACUCGACUCGCAGAUUUCUCAGAUAGAAUUUUUGAAAAAGACAAAAUAGUUCAAAUAUUAAUAGAUGCUGUUUCUAAGGUGUCCGGAGCACAAUACUUUCUAUCUACUUCAGUGUAUGAGCUUGAAUCACAAGUUUUUAACGUCUUGAAGCCAAAAUUCCCCUUCCCCAUCUACCCUAUUGGACCAAUUAGUAUUAAUCCUGAGUUUCAUCUUCAAAAUACUUCUAAUGACAAUACUAUCAUUAGUGGUACUGUCCCAGAGUAUGUACAGUGGUUAGAUUCUCAACCUGAAGCAUCUGUCUUGUAUAUCUCGUUUGGGAGUUUUCUUUCAGUUUCAAAUACCCAAUUGGAUGAAAUUGUGGCUGGCAUACGAACUAGUGGUGUAAGACACAUGUGGGUGGCACGUGACAAUGUGUCAAAGAUCAAAGAUGGUUGUGGCGAUGUGGGGUUUGUGGUGCCUUGGUGUGACCAAUUGAGGGUGUUGGGUCAUCCUUCUAUUGGUGGGUUUUGGACUCACUGUGGGUGGAAUUCUACUCUGGAAGCUAUUUUUGCUGGGGUUCCAAUGUUGACUUUUUCUAUAGCUGGGGACCAAAUUCUUAAUAGCAAGCAAAUUGUUGAGGAUUGGAAGAUUGGUUGGAAGGUAAAUAAUAAGAAGAUAAUAUGUGAAGAGACUGCUGAGAUAAAUUUAGUAAGGAGAGAUGAAAUUUCAGUACUUGUGAAAAGAUUUAUGGAUCCAGAAAAUAAUGAUAGGAAACUGAUGAGAGAAAGAGUCAAGGAACUUCAAAAAUCAUGUGAACUUGCUAUUACCAAAGGAGGCUCUUCCGACACAAAUAUUGAUGCUUUUAUUAGCCAGAUUUCGUGA
Molecule: messenger RNA, 891 nt
Organism: Humulus lupulus (European hop)
Lineage: Eukaryota; Viridiplantae; Streptophyta; Magnoliopsida; Rosales; Cannabaceae
Product: UDP-glycosyltransferase 87A1-like
Exons: 1
Coding region: 1-891 (296 amino acids)
Molecular function (GO): UDP-glycosyltransferase activity
Source: RefSeq, a predicted model, not a curated record